AUGGUUCAGUUUGUAAAAUUUAAUAUUGAAGAUGACAUUGAUGAUCAGCAGAGCAUGCGGUCUCCUCGUGUAGGGGGGAUAGUGAGGCCAAAAGACAUUAUAAUUUUCGUAGAAGGGGUAUCCAAUGAAGAAUAAGCAAAAUGUCCCGCACUCGGUGGCCAAAUGGCCACCCCCUUGCAAAGGACCUUGCGGGGUUAUACCAGCUGGAUGGGACUGGUUGGGACAAACCCUCACCGCAGACCGCGCCGUGUUCAUCGCUGCGGCAGUUCCUGCCAUGUUGCCCGUAAACGCAACCCCACCUUAUCUAAAGUAACAUGUUAUGGUUCAGAUGUUGUCUUCUCUCUGCAAUUUUUUGGGUUUUUGGAUACCAAAUGUUUGUCUUUUUUUCUUUUUUCACUUUCUAAGUACUUGUAAUUAAUUGAACAAAGACUU
This is a messenger RNA of Rubroshorea leprosula, 432 nucleotides long. The record is from the annotation of a GenBank genome assembly. Lineage: Eukaryota; Viridiplantae; Streptophyta; Magnoliopsida; Malvales; Dipterocarpaceae.